Molecule: messenger RNA, 4386 nt
Organism: Cutaneotrichosporon cavernicola
Lineage: Eukaryota; Fungi; Basidiomycota; Tremellomycetes; Trichosporonales; Trichosporonaceae
Exons: 26
Coding region: 1-4386 (1461 amino acids)
Cellular component (GO): cytoplasm
Molecular function (GO): protein tyrosine phosphatase activity
Source: RefSeq, a predicted model, not a curated record
AUGUCAAGCUCCAGCUCUGGCGGUAUCCCAGUACCAGCGCCGCAAACCUCUACCUCGCUACCCAACGUUGGUACCAAUUCCUCAACCUCACCAACCAAGAUUGCCACUAGUCCACCUAAGAUUGCCACGAGUCCACCUAAGAUUGCCACCUCCCCGCCCAAGGUUGCUACCUCCCCACCCACCCCCCCUUCUACCACUCUACUCCCGUUUCAGCACCUCCCCGUGCGUUCGUCCCCCCUUACCGGCCUUCCACGAAUUGAACAACGCCGUGUCUCCAAUGGCACUCUCCAAGCGUCUCUGGCAUCUAGAGUCCAACCGCGCCCACGCAACCUCGGCCGUGCGCAGCAGCUGCGCGCAGAGGUCGAUGGUGUGGUCAAGCGGCGAGUGGGAGCCGUCCUGGGUCGAGGGUUUAUCCUCAAGACUGACCACUAUCCCACGGGCCGCGCGCUUGAUCUAGACAUUAACAUCCAAGGCGCUCCCAACUUCCGUGCUCCUCGCGAGGAAGGGCUGAAUGUGUUCGGAGUAGCUCAACCCACAGUCCCCGGCCUCAAGUCUAUUCUAACCAUCCUCCAAUGUCAGCCGCCACGGACAUCCCCCAGCUCGAGUCGCGCGGGCACGCCUCUGGGGAGACGCCGGAGCUCUGCCACGCCUUGCGAGCAGGGCCACACCAUAUGGUUCUCAACACGCGAAGAGACACUCGUGUACAUCUCUGGACGGCCGUAUGUCCUUCGUGAUUCUGUAGAGCCUCUCAAGACCCUCGCUCUGUCUGACCGCUCUGACAACAUCGAGGACAUUGAGCGGCGUUUCAAGAUCGACAUCCUCGAGGAGUCAAAGCGGUACGGUGGUCUCAUCCUCUGCCACGACGAGGUUCAUGGUGGCGAGCUCGUGCCCUCGUGGGUCGCUGUCGACGAGCUCAGCAUCAAGACGCCACGGGAGAUCUUUGACGACAUUCGUGGGCGGGGUUGGAAGGUCGAUUACUGGCGCAUCCCCGUAGCACCUGACCGCCCCAUCGAGGACAACUACCUCGACGCCUAUGUGUCGCACCUCCGGGACGUCGACCCACUGACCUCCUCACUUGUGUUCAACUGUGGCAUGGGUGUGGUGCGAACGACGUUUGCAAUGUGCGCUGCGCUGCUUGUUCGGCGUGCGCAGUACCUCCGUCGUGGCCUCGACGACCCCUUCCCAGUGACCAACGGAUCAGGUUUCGCCACACCGGCUUCCGUACCGGGAACUGCAACCCCCCAUUCCUUGAAUUCCCUGGCGCUUGGCGCAUCACUGGGCGCGCCGCAAGCAGCCCAGAUCCUGCAGCAGGUUUCCCUGCAGCAGUACCUCAACACCAGUCUUCUCAAGGUCACGCGCAUGCUCGACGAGAACCUUCCUUCUCGCCGCUCCACUGCCGCCAUUGACCUUCUCGCCACCCACCCCAAGCUUCUCGACAACCUCCGAAGCGCGCACAUGGGCAACUACCAGAUCGUCCUCUCGCUCCUGUCCAGUCUCGACCACGGCCGGGAGCUGAAGCGCCUGGUUGACAUGAUCAUCGACGACUGCGAUUCGGUCGUCAACCUCCGCGAGAAUGCCAUCGAGUACCGUAUCAAAUACAGCUUGGUCUCACGCGAUGAUCCCAACGGCUCGUGGUACCUCGACAAGGCUGUUCGCUCCCUCGAGCAGUACUUCGACCUCAUUGUCUUCGCUGCCUACACAGAGAGCGACCAGGGAAUGCUCAGCGGGGUGACGUUCUCAGCCUGGCUCAAGAGCCGACCGGAGAUCUGGAACCAGAUCAAGGUGCUUCGUCGCCGCUGGGGCGAUCGCCUCUUCGCGUUCGCGCCAGCCAACGACCUCAGUGUCGUGUCGAGAUCUCUUGGCCUUGGAGACCGGCGCCUCACCCACAGGGGCCCGACCGAGGUCGAGGGCGGCAAGGUCCUGGGAGACGAGUGGGCCGAGCACGUCGUCAAGAACCGCAGCGGUAUCAUGCUGCGCGCAUCGACUCUUCUCAAGCGCGACCUGUGGGUCACAGACACCGCUUCGACGACAGAGGGUGUCCGCGGAGCCAUCGGCUUCCGCCAGGUCGCCAACGAAAGUGUAUACACGACCGGACAGCCGACGCAGGAGGCGAUCACGACGAUCCUCAAUAUCGUCAAGAAGCGCUCGCCGGACAUUUCGAAGGUCGUGUGGAUCUGCCUGCGCGAGGAGCCGCUGGUGAUGAUCAAUGGGGCUCCGUACUGCCUGCGCAGAGACACGACUGCGCUCCGCAACAUGCGUGACUACCACGGCGUCUCAGCCACUCGACUGGAGGUUCUCGAAGAGCGCCUCAAGAGUGACGUCGAGGCUGAGCUUAACAUGUUCGGCCACACUCUGCUCCUACACACCGAGGCUUCAGACGGCAAGGUCGUGCCACUGUGGGAGAAUGUCAACCCCGAGGACGUUGACUCGAUCCGUCAGGUUAUGGACGAUGUGGCGCUCCGCGAGGUGGACGUCAACCUCGUGUUCGAGCGCAUCCCCAUCACUUCCGAAUCGUCACCUGACUUCCACGACGUCACGGACCUCCUCGAUAUAUGCACACGCAUUGACAUGGAUAAGACUGCCAUCAUCCUCAAUGACCAGCUUGGCCGUGGACGCAGUUCAAACACGGCUGCGGUCGUCCUCCUAAUCCAGCGCUGGCUGAAGCGCAACCAGGACGGCCACCCGCCGUCAACACCCGCAUCUCGUCGCAACGCGUCGCGUAACCGGCUCGCAUUCACGCCGUCGUCCAAUACAAGCUGGCAGAUCAUUAACAGUGUCCUACGUGUCAUCCGUAACGGCCUCGAGGUCAAGCGCAUUGUCGACGACGCGAUUGACCGCACGUCCGCAACGUUCAACCUCCGGGACGCGAUCGAAGACUACCGCGAUUUGGCCGAGGAGGCCAAGACUCCCGUGGACCGCAGCCGUGCUAUCGAGAGAGGCAUGCACAGCCUCCUGCGGUACUUCCACCUGAUCGUCUUCCAGGCGUACCUGGACGACACGGACCUCGACGACGAGAACAAGUACACCUUCGAGUCGUUCGUCAAGCACCGACCUGUGUUUAAGACUCUCCAGAACGAGUUGCUGACCGGUGGCCUAAAGAGUCUGACGCCGCUCGAGCGGACUGAGCCAGUGGAGGGAAUGGCUCUUGAGGAUGAGGUGUCUCACGUCGUAGCGAAUCGCACGGGUGCUAUCCUUUCUGCCCAGACUAUCCUCAAGUCCGACUUCUUCACCGGGCUGCAGAAGCAGAGCCUUCCAGAGCGCGUUGACGGUGCUGCGAACUACCGCAAGGUCCCGCUGCUCCUGGAUCCGAAGCUCAACGAGGAGGCCGGCGACAAGGAGGAGUAUGUGUACGGUACUGGUAUGCCGAGCUCCAUCGGUCUGCGCAAUGCGCUGUUCAAGAUGGGCGCUGGGCCCGAUGGUAACCGCAAGAUUGUCUGGACUUCUUUGCGAGAGGAGCCCGUCCUCUACGUCAACGGACGUCCACAUGUCCUGCGCCUGGUUGACAAGCCACUUACCAACGUCGAAACCACUGGCGUCACGGCUGGCGUUGUUGAGCGCAUGGAGAAGCAGCUCAAGGCCGACGUCAUCAAGGAGAUCCGUGAGGGCAACGGCAAGCUCCUGCUGCACGACGAGGUUGAGACCAAGCCGGGCAUGUAUGAGGUUGUGCCAGUGUGGGAGACGGUCGAGGAGAAGAACGUCAUAACCCCGCUCGAGUUAUACCGGCAGGUACAGGAUGAAGGCUACCACGUCGACUAUAUGCGGAUUGCCAUCACGGACGAGCAGGCGCCUCUUCCCGCGGCUCUGCAGGUGAUCGUCACGCGUGUGAUGAUGGGCGUCCGUGAGGACGACGACUUUGUUUUCAACUGCCAGAUGGGCCGCGGGCGGACCACGACGGGCAUGAUCGCAGCGUCACUCAUUGCGACGAUCGCGCGCGAGGAAACUUCAGCCGAGGUGUACGAGAGCGACGGGGAGAGCGAGGACCGGGAGAGCGAGGACGACGAGGUCGACCUCGACGAGGCGGCGCAGUACCUCAACGGCGAGUACAAGACAAUCCUGCAGCUCGUCACCGUCCUUCGCCACGGCAAGGAGGGCAAGCAUCUGACGGACCGUGCAAUCAACGCCAUGGACGGCGUCCAGAAUCUGCGCAAGGCGGUGUAUGACUUCAAGCUCAAGGUUGCGGCCGCCGAGCCCGGCACGCCCAAGUAUAACGCGCUCUUGCACCAGGGCGUCAACUACUUGUACCGAUACGGCACACUUAUCGUGCUCUCUAACUUCCUGCUCGAGUGCAAGGAGCAGGGUAUUGCAUUUGACAAGGCCAACUUCCCCGAAUGGCUGCAGAAGCACCGCGAGAUCCGCAACGUCCUCAGCCGCAAGAAGCUAGACUAG